Molecule: messenger RNA, 330 nt
Organism: Lathyrus sativus (Indian pea)
Lineage: Eukaryota; Viridiplantae; Streptophyta; Magnoliopsida; Fabales; Fabaceae
Source: the annotation of a GenBank genome assembly
AUGAAAAUUAAGCUUUUUAUCUUUGUAGUUUUCCUCAGUGCACUAAUUAGUAACUCUUUUGCGCAGAUUGAGUCAUUUAAGGAUAGAAGACAAUUUGGUGCAACUGAAGAAUUCAAACCAAAAAUUGGAAUACAUGAACGAGCUGUCUAUACUGGUGGCUGGACCAACAAGAUACAACGUGGUGGAUAUGGGAAGGAUGUUGGAGGAGCAAAAAAAGGUGGACCAAGUUCUGGUGGAUCGGUCCUGGGAGGAGGUGCACAAGGUGUGGGUGAACAAAAUGGAGGUGGAAAAGAUAAAAAAAGUGAACCAGAUGAAAGAGGAAAAUUUUAA